This is a messenger RNA of Metschnikowia bicuspidata var. bicuspidata NRRL YB-4993, 429 nucleotides long. RefSeq lists its product as uncharacterized. The record is from RefSeq and is a predicted model, not a curated record. The coding region runs from base 95 to 346 and encodes 83 amino acids. The transcript has a single exon. Lineage: Eukaryota; Fungi; Ascomycota; Pichiomycetes; Serinales; Metschnikowiaceae.
CUAGCUCAGGUGUAUGGGCCUAUGGAUACUGAACUUUCUGUCCUAAACCGUCUUGGAAUCUAGACCCCUUGAUCAACGCGAUACAUGAAUAGUAAUGCUCGUCAUUGACCAGGGUUCUAGAAGUUCAAGCUUGGCUGCUCUAUUGCUGGCUAUGGCUCUAUAUGAGGACCAGAAGGAGCUGCAACCAUUCCCUCUUGCAAAGAAACAACGGCAAAUAUAUGUCCAUGUUUAUUUGUUAUCACAGCCUGUUACCUAUGUAAAUGUCUAUAUUCUGGAUACACGUCCAGUGCAGCAGCGUCACACAAGACCUUGUUUUUGGCAAGAGAAAACAUGUUGUGUCGGAUGAACACCCAUGAUCAAUGUUCCGUCUAGUAGUUCCCAGGUGAAAGUCCGAGGUCUCUCUUUCUUGGCUUACCCUCUCAAAUGCCC